GAAGAAGAAUUUCUCAACUUUAGCCCACGUGGGUUGGUGUUUCGAAGGAAUCCGCGCUAGUUAAGCACCAAUAACAAGAAGAUCAUGGGGAAAAAUAAACAGACGAAACCCGCAGAGGCAUUUAAACAAGGUGCUACGACUGGGCAAUAUCCAAGCAAGAAGCCUAAACGAGAUGGCAAGCCCAGACAGAAGGAUCAUCUUGAGCAGAUUCCCUUCCGCCUUCGAGAGAUUAUGAAAAGCAAGGAGAGGAUGAAGAUGGGGCCCAGCAAGGCCAAGAAGAUGAGGAAAGCUGACGCCAUCGCCCUUGCUCCCAAACCCAAGCCAGGGGAUGCUACAAUCGUAGAUAUCCCUGUUCCACACUUCCGUAGAAAGAAGAAGGAGAGUGAGAAGACGUACCUGCGGAGGAUGGGCAAUGAGGCGCAGCACGUCCUCUUCCUCACCAAGAACCAGAUAGAGAGACGGCCGGAGAGGGAGCUAGAGGAGCAGGAGAAACCUGCUGGCACCGGGAAAUGCAAGUCUGACAAGAAGAAAGAAUAUGAUAAAAGCCGGCUGGACAGGCUACAUAAAAAGAAACUGGACAGGCGGGAAGAGAAGGCAGAAAACGACAUGUUCAUAGAUGAAGUUGCCUUUGGAGAAGUUGCCAUGGCACCGCCGACUCUGAGUAUCAAGCCCAGGAAGGCACUGAUCAAGCCCCAGGGUGUGUGUAAGGGUCUCCUGCUGAACUCUCUGCUGGGCCAGACCCAGUUCUCCACAGCCAAGCCAUCCAUGGCCAGGCAGAGGAUGAUGGAGGAGGAGAGGCAGCGGGUGGUGCAAGCCUACCGCCACCUGAAGAAACAGAAGCAGCAUCAGCAAGAGGCCAAAGCAACUGGGAUAGAGAAGCUGAAGAACCUCCAGUGAGACUCCAGUGGUCCCAUUCUCUGCCUUGCUCCCCCAAGGUGUGCACUUCUCACUUACACUGUCCAAAUACAGUGAUGCAAUUUUUUUAUGUGGCUCUAUACUCCAACUAUUUUUAUUUGAGAUCAGGUGAAAGUAUUCCAAUAUUCUUUGUACACAAUGACUACAUCACGCUUGUGACUCUACAAACUUGUUGGAUGCAUUUACAGCUUGUUCUGGUGUUUUCAGAUUACAUUUUGUCCAAUAGGAAGUGAUUGGUGAAUAAUGUAUUUUGUUUGACUCACUUUUAUUGCAAGAAUAGAUUACGUUUGUGAAUGCUUCUAUAUUCAUGUGGAUGCUACCAUGAUUAUACCAUGAUUAGGAAUUAAUGAUGAGGGUCAAAGAUCAUACCCCCCAAAAAUGUUUGUCACCCAUUAUUAGGAAUGGUGAGAGUUUGACAUGCUUUGUUUUAGCCUCUAACUUUCUCACUCAUCAUUAUUCAUGGUUGUUGUUUUUUCUUAAUCGUGGCAUUAUCAGGAUUGAUUUAAAGUGUUCAGAAACAUCUUAUCUACUCACUUAGUCAUUUUAUUUUCUAUUUUCAAUAAAUCAGAUACAUAUGAAAGUACCCUCAAAUUAGAGGUGACGUUCUGUACUUUCACCUGAUUCGAACAUUUUCUCAAAUCCAAAAUGCUGGAGUAUAGAGACAAAUUUUAAAUUGUGUGGACUGGUGUAAGGCAUAUGGUGGAAAGUCUGUAAACCCCUGUAGCCUGUGCUUAAAUCAAUGUUUUUUUAAUUCAAUUGAGGUGAGUGAGCAAGUGCACAUUUCAGGGUGAAUGAUGGGGAAUUUGGCUGCAUUGAAGAUGAAGCACCAAAUCUAAGUGGAACCACAUGGAGGGGACGAGGGUUAGCUCAUCUGAUCACCAAGCAGUUCAUAUUCCUUUCCCAAUCUGCAGUGAGUUUUUGUGGACACUGGGAUGGAUUCUGACUGGUGUUGAAAGGACCAGACCACCUCUGCACAUAUGGACUGUUUCUCCUUGAAUACGUAGCUUUCCUUCUACCUACCUGCAGGCCUUGCCAUUUAUGUCAGGUACUUCUGACUGUCAGUGCCACUGUUUUCUGUAUUAACUAUCUUCUCUUGUGGCAAUGCAUGACUGCUUUGACAUGGACUAAAUUAUGACUCUUUGGGGACUUUAAAACCUCUAACUUUUCCAUGCAGUUUGGAUGGAAUGAACUACAUGCAGUGCCUUCAGAAAGUAUUCAGACCCCUUGACUUUUUCCAUAUUUUCUAACGUUAGAGUUUUUCUAAAAUUGAUUAAAUAGUUUUUUCUCUCAAUCUACGCACAAUACCCCAUAAUGACAAAGCAAAAACAGGUUUCUGACUUUUUGUUAACUUAUUCUAAAUAUCACAUUUACAUAGGUAUUCAGACCCUUUUACUCAGUACUUUGUUGAAGCACCUUUGGCAGCAAUUACAGCAUAAAAUCUUCUUAGGUAUGACGCUACAAGCUUGGCACACGUGU
Oncorhynchus tshawytscha (Chinook salmon) is the source of this 2391-nucleotide messenger RNA. RefSeq names its product coiled-coil domain containing 137 (gene ccdc137). The coding region runs from base 85 to 897 and encodes 270 amino acids. Lineage: Eukaryota; Metazoa; Chordata; Actinopteri; Salmoniformes; Salmonidae. The record is from RefSeq and is a predicted model, not a curated record. The transcript has 6 exons.